GUCAGAUGCAACAACUUUGCAGCUGGGAGAUCAUCUGGAUCGGGAUAAUGACGAGCUACAGGCUAUCGAAGAUGGAGAAGCCGCCAAGGAAGCUGAGAUCCUGCCGGCAGCAGAUGUCAUCCCUGCCCCUAUCUUUCUCUUGACCCCCUCACCUAAGAAGGAGCGGGAGCAGCUUGUCAGUCCCCCACCGGAGGUGCCCAAAGCUAUCCCAAGUUCAUGGAACAGCCCUGUUGCGGCGGGGCCUGCACGAACCCCGACGACUGUCCACUUCUCGCCUCUUGAUGCUGACGGCAAGCCCUUGAAUAGACCCAGCCCGCCCUCUGCUGUAUCUUUAGAGUUGGAUGGUGAGCCAUUGUCAGAACCAGCAGCAUCCCCACCAAAGCCGGUCCUCACCCACCAGCAGCAGGUGACCCUCCGCAUAAUGAAGCGUCCUGCUGCAAAGGGCGCUGUGGGAAGGGGAAAGGGUGCUGCAGGCAAAGGCAGAGGACCAAGCAACCAGAUCACCGAGGAGGUUGAGGAACCCCGAGCUACUUUGGAUGCUUCCCCAGUUGCCGACGACGCCAAGGAUGCUAAACCCAAGUGUACUGCGAAAGGGAAGGCCAAGGCUAAGGCCAAGCCAGUGCAGCCAGAACAGGAGGAAGGAUUGACCGGUAGAAGCUCGAAGGGGAGGGGAAAGAAGGACUCUGCCCCUUCGCAGGAGAAGGAAGGACAGGGUAAGCAGGGGAAAGGGAUGGGAAAGAAGGGGCAGAAGCCUUCAACGCAUACAGCUGAAGAGCCAAAGCCUGUGGACAACAAGAGAAGGAAGACCCAAUCCGAAGAGCCUGAUUCUGCAUUGCCCAUGUCAGAGCCAUCGGCCCCAUCGAAUCCAGCAAAGCAGGGACGGAAAACACAAGGCGAUGAGAGCAAUCACAAGCGCAAGCAUCAGAACAAGCGGGGUGAGAAUGAGCAAGGAGAGAAAGGUGGAGAGGAAGGUGGAGAGGAAGGUGGAGAGGAAGCAGCUACCACGACGGUCGCCAACGUCCAGCUUGUCACAGACAAGGAGAAAGCAAAGCUGAAGCUGCUAAUCGAAAACACCGAAUACUACCGGCUGGAGGUGUAUUGGAAGGGGUCUGCCCCAAAGGUGGGAAUCAGGAACAGGGCGACUGGCAAAAGUUGCUUCACAUACAGCUUCGUCUCCUUCACCAUCCUCAUUCAUCUGGCCAAUGAAGUUGCAUGGUUCUUGGAGAACCAUGGAGAGGACAAUUGGCAGGCUACGGCUACCUUUGCACAGCAGGCCAUGGGUCGCCUUCUAGACGAGUUUGAUAUCCAGCUCAAGGCUAAGAAACCGCUGGUUUAA
Symbiodinium sp. CCMP2592 is the source of this 1336-nucleotide messenger RNA. Lineage: Eukaryota; Dinophyceae; Suessiales; Symbiodiniaceae. The record is from the annotation of a GenBank genome assembly.